Molecule: messenger RNA, 1212 nt
Organism: Sardina pilchardus (European sardine)
Lineage: Eukaryota; Metazoa; Chordata; Actinopteri; Clupeiformes; Clupeidae
Product: proline-, glutamic acid- and leucine-rich protein 1-like
Exons: 11
Coding region: 4-840 (278 amino acids)
Source: RefSeq, a predicted model, not a curated record
GGGAUGAUGCUGGUUACCUUCACUAUCACCUGCUUGCUUGGAUUGGCACUGUGCAAUCCGAUUCCCCAGCAACAACGCUUGGACGAGUAUCAAAUUGAACAAUUUCCUGUUCUACCAACAAUAGGAGAACCACUGAGUCAAUCACCUUUACCUUUAGAACCAGUGGGGAUCAACACUGCAAGUCCCCCAAUAGAACCGUCAAACUGUCAAACAGCCUGUAAAACAAACCAGACAAACCCACUUGCACCAACACAGCCUCCAGCUCCUCUACACAGUUCCUCACAGUCUCUCAGCUCUGACCAGACCCAGUCUGUGGAAUCACAGUCAGAGAGUUCUCAAGAGGUUACUUCAGAUGAAUCCUCUGAGGACAGUAGCUCAGAAUCCCUGCCCAACACAUCGGAAGACACUACUUCAGAAGAGAUGGGAAUAAAUCCUCAUGGUCAACAGCUGAUGGGCCACAUGUUGGAUGAGAUCAAUGGCGACACACAGGACAACAGCCUGGGCAGUGAGGAGAACAUGCGCAGGAGCCGCAUCCUUGCGUUUGGCAUCCCACUGCGGCCUCAGGUGGCUCCCGAACCCGCCAUCGCCAUGGCAACCCACAGCCCAUCAGGCUCGGAGGGCGCGUCGGUGCGACCUGCUGUCCACACUGCUGCAGCCGCCGCCUCCAUGGAGCCCGACAGCGCAGGCAACAGCCUGGAGAGCGCCGAGUGCACCGCCACCGGGGACAACGGGGCCUGCGUCCACGCCGGGGUCUUCCACCCCGUGGCAGAAGGUGACCAGCACGGCCCGGGCCUUGGGCUACUGAUGCUGGACGAGGAGCGCGGGCAGCUUCACCUGUGAGAAGCCCAGCUCCAGACCCUCACGCUUCUAGAGCCACACCUGAUGGUUCCACACACCUGCAAAACGUCACACCUGCAGAGCGACACCAGCUGCAGACGCACCACUUGAUGUGUAAGAGAACACUUGUAGUACUUCACCUGUAGGAAAGCACAUGUAGGAGAGCACUUAUAGCAAAGCACUUCUAGGAGAGCACUUGUAGAGCUACGUAAUGAAAGGGAUGAUUUUAAAACCAUAUAUACUGUUACACUUACCAGCACAUGGCAAACUAAUCUGAGAGGCACACCUGCUAGAGAAGAUAGAGAGAAUUGAACCCAUGGAAAGAUAAAGCCUGGCAUAGAAUUGAAGCUUUUAAUUAACAGAGAGCUUUUAAGU